AUGGCAGUAUUUCAUAUAUUAUUGCUUAUUUUGACUGAAAAAACAGUUGCAAUCGAUGAAUUAAUUUUCGUACAAAUUGUUUGGCGACAUGGUGAUCGUGCUCCGAUAUUUGCAUAUCCAACCGAUAUUCAUCAGGAAGAAGCGUGGCAAUACGGUUGGGGUGAACUCACAGAGCUUGGAAUGAGGCAACAAUUCGCUCUUGGACGUCUCAUUCGACAGCGAUACAUUGCAAAAAAUUAUAAUUUCUUGUCGCAUAAUUAUAAACCCAAAGAAUUAUAUAUCAGAAGCACCGAUGUAAAUCGAACAUUAAUUAGUGCUAUGGCUAAUUUGGCUGGUAUGUAUCCCACGGGAAUACCUGGAAAAGACUAUCCAGAGAGUAAGCAAUGGCCAUCUCACUGGACACCCAUCCCUAUUCAUGCUGUCAACAAUGAAGAAGAUUUUGUAGGAAACGUUUUUUGUCGAUGUCCUCGUGCCGAUCAAUUAACAGCGCUUAUUCGUUGUAGCAAAUAUUAUCGAGAACUAGCUGAUGAAAAUAAGGAAUUUUUUGAUUAUGUGAGCGAAAAAAGUGGUAUGAAAGUGAAUUUGGAUAAUGUACACACCAUUAACGAUAUUCAUUAUGUCGAGAUGUUACAUAAUAUGUCGCAACCAUCCUGGAUAACCGACGAUAUUUCCAAAAAGUUGCGUAAUUUAUCAAUGAUUACCAGUAAAUUCAUAUAUGGUAUUUCAGUACCACAUAUACCGGAACUAACUAAACUUAGAGGAGGUAGCUUAUUGAAAUUUCUUCUGGAAAAUAUAAACGAGAAGAAGCGAUGUUUAUUGAAUCCAAAAAAUUCCAGCUGUUUAUGGAUUCUGCAGCGCAAAUAUUUCGCCCUUUCAGCUCAUGAUACAACAGUUGCCGCUUUGUUAGCUACACUUGCUGAUGAAAAAAUUUUGGAAAAAGAUUUACCACAAUAUACCGCUUCAGUUGCAAUAGAAUUAUGGAAUAAAACUGAUAUAGGACUUGCGAUACUCUUUCAUGAAGCAUUUCACUAUGAAUAUCGUGCAAUAACACGCUUUACGAAAGGAUGUCCAUUGGAUAGUGAUUUUUGUCCACUGAAUAUUUUCUUGAAGCGUUCAAAAAUUUUUCUACCUAAUGAUAUCAAGCAAGAAUGUUUGCCAAAAAAUGAAAUGAAUCGAUCAGUUUAUGAACUAUGUAAUAAUGCAUUUGUUUAA
Messenger RNA from Acanthocheilonema viteae, 1212 nucleotides. Lineage: Eukaryota; Metazoa; Nematoda; Chromadorea; Rhabditida; Onchocercidae. The record is from the annotation of a GenBank genome assembly.